GCCGAAGUCAAGAGGUAUCAAGAAGUAUCUGCGAGCAGCGCCAAAAUCUCGAAUUGCGUUGAUAUUGAUUUUUGCUGGUUUUUUCGAUUUAUUUUUUUGAAUGUCUCUAUUUUUUGUUAAUUUUUUCAUAUUUUGACUUUUCGGUAACAAAUUUUUUUUAAAAUAUUUUACGUUAGUAUAAAUACUUUUGUCGCCUCUUUAUUCGCAUUAGUCGGUUAGUUUAUAGUCAGCGAAUUUGUGGUGAUUUAUUUUUUAUCGAAUUAAGUACAAAAUGAAAGUAUUUUUCGUUCUUGCUCUACUGAUGGCUGCCGCGUCAGCGUUGCCACAGUUUGGUGGCUUCUAUGGUGGAGGCCCUGGUUUCUAUGGACGUCCUGGAUUUGGUGGACCUGGUUUCGGCGGCGGUUUCGGUGGACCUGGAUUCGGUGGACCAGGCUUCGGAGGAGGUGGUUUUGGUGGUCCAGGUUUUGGUGGUCCUGGUUUUGGUGGUCCUGGAUUUGGUGGCGGCGGUUAUUAUCCAGGCUUUGGUGGCGGUGGUUUCAGACCUGGCCGUUUCGGUGGUGGUCGUCGUGGCGGUGGUGGUGGUGCAGCAUCUGCAUCUGCUUCAGCCUCGGCAAGUGCGGCAGGUGGUGGUGGUGGUGCAGCCUCAGCAGCAGCAUCAGCUUCAGCGUCCUCAUCAGGUGGUUUCUUUGGAUAAAAGGAAAUGCGUUGAAUUAAUUUUAAAUUUAAUUUUACAUCUAAACUUUUUGCCAAAUAUAUAUUUUUUAUAUGGAAAAUUGCUCUCUGAGCAACUUUAAAGCUUGAUAAAGCGUUCUGUUAAAUCAUAAAUCCACUUCACCAAAUGUCAAAAUGCUUAAUUGCCUUUUCUAAAUAAUAUAA
Molecule: messenger RNA, 876 nt
Organism: Teleopsis dalmanni
Lineage: Eukaryota; Metazoa; Arthropoda; Insecta; Diptera; Diopsidae
Product: glycine-rich cell wall structural protein-like
Exons: 1
Coding region: 272-694 (140 amino acids)
Source: RefSeq, a predicted model, not a curated record